CCGCGCGUGGUGAACUGAGUAGGCUUCUCUGGGAGCAUUUCUGCAGACCUGCGGCUUUCUCUGUGAGAGAUUCCACUGUGCCCCUGACCGUCCCGUCCUCCAGCGGUCUCGCCGCCCGAGCAUCCGCGCCGUGGGGCGGACAGCGGCUGCGAUUCUCGCGGGCCGUCUGGUGUGUGCGCCUCGCGGGAGCCGGACGGGGCGCGGGUCCGGGGCGAGGGCCGGCUGGGCUGUUUGAUGGCUUCACUGAGAAGAGUCAAAGUGCUGCUGGUGUUGAACUUGAUCGCGGUGGCCGGCUUCGUCCUCUUUCUGGCCAAGUGCCGACCCAUCGCUGUGCGCAGCGGAGACGCUUUCCAUGAGAUCCGGCCGCGCGCCGAGGCAGCCAACAUUAGCGCGCACAGCGUCAGCCCCAUCCAGGAUGCGGUCCUGAAGCGCCUCUCCCUGCUCGAGGACAUCGUCUACCGGCAGUUGAAUGGCUUAUCCAAAUCCCUUGGGCUCAUAGAAGGGUAUGGUGGGCGGGGGAAAGGGGGUCUUCCAGCUACCCUUUCCCCUGCUGAAGAAGAAAAAGCCAAGGGACCCCAUGAGAAGUAUGGCUACAAUUCCUACCUCAGUGAAAAAAUUUCACUGGAUCGUUCCAUUCCGGAUUAUCGUCCUACCAAGUGUAAGGAGCUCAAGUACUCCAAAGAGCUGCCUCAGAUCUCCAUCAUCUUCAUCUUUGUGAACGAGGCCCUGUCGGUGAUCCUGCGGUCGGUCCACAGCGCUGUCAAUCACACACCCACACACCUGCUGAAGGAGAUCAUUCUGGUGGACGACAACAGUGACGAAGAGGAGCUGAAGGCCCCCCUGGAGGAGUACGUCCACAAACGCUACCCUGGGCUGGUGAAGGUGGUGCGAAAUCAAAAGAGAGAAGGCCUGAUCCGCGCUCGCAUUGAGGGCUGGAAGGUGGCCACCGGCCAGGUCACUGGCUUCUUUGAUGCCCAUGUGGAAUUCACUGCUGGCUGGGCUGAGCCGGUUCUCUCCCGCAUCCAGGAAAACCGGAAGCGAGUGAUCCUCCCCUCCAUCGACAACAUCAAACAGGACAACUUCGAGGUGCAGCGCUAUGAGAACUCGGCCCAUGGGUACAGCUGGGAGCUGUGGUGCAUGUACAUCAGCCCCCCAAAAGACUGGUGGGAUGCCGGAGACCCUUCUCUCCCCAUCAGGACACCGGCCAUGAUAGGCUGCUCGUUCGUGGUCAACAGGAAGUUCUUUGGUGAAAUUGGUCUUCUGGACCCUGGAAUGGAUGUGUAUGGAGGAGAAAAUAUCGAACUUGGAAUCAAGGUAUGGCUUUGCGGGGGCAGCAUGGAGGUCCUUCCCUGCUCACGGGUGGCCCACAUUGAGCGAAAGAAGAAGCCAUACAACAGCAACAUUGGUUUCUACACCAAGAGGAAUGCACUCCGGGUUGCUGAGGUCUGGAUGGACGAUUACAAGUCUCAUGUGUACAUAGCGUGGAACCUGCCACUGGAGAAUCCAGGAAUUGACAUAGGCGAUGUCUCCGAGAGAAGAGCACUGAGGAAAAGUUUAAAGUGUAAGAAUUUCCAGUGGUACCUGGACCACGUAUACCCAGAAAUGAGAAGAUACAAUAAUACCAUUGCAUAUGGGGAGCUUCGCAACAACAAAGCAAAAGACGUCUGCCUGGACCAGGGGCCACUGGAGAACCAUACAGCAAUAUUGUACCCAUGCCACGGCUGGGGACCGCAGCUUGCCCGCUACACCAAGGAAGGCUUCCUGCAUUUGGGUGCCCUGGGAACCACCACUCUCCUCCCUGACACCCGCUGCCUGGUAGACAACUCCAAGAGUCGGCUGCCCCAGCUCCUCGACUGUGACAAGGUCAAAAGCAGCCUAUACAAGCGCUGGAACUUCAUCCAGAAUGGAGCCAUCAUGAACAAGGGGACAGGGCGCUGCCUGGAGGUGGAGAACCGCGGCCUGGCUGGCAUUGACCUCAUCCUCCGCAGCUGCACGGGACAGAGGUGGACCAUUAAGAACUCUAUCAAGUAGACAGACAGAGCUGGCACCCUGCAACCUGGCCCCAGGACACAGCUGGUCAGGCCAUCCUCUGGACCAGCUACACUUGGUGGAGAGACAGCAAGAACCAACAGGUGCUCGCUGGGCCUCCCAGGGCUUCUCCAGGGCAGCAGGGGGCCCACAUAGAGACUUCAUGUCCCCCCUCAGGCAUCUGGCUGCCCACAAGGCUCACACACCCUGGAAAAGCCCCCCACCCCUUCUCUGGGAAACCAGGAGCUGUGUCUUCUGCAGCCCUAGUGUGGAUCCGGCACCAAGCAGUGAGACUGUCCUCGUCUCUGCCGUGUCAUCUGUCACCUGAGCAGCAGGAUCUGGGACCAGCAGGGUCCCCUCCCAUGUCUCAUCCCUUGCAGCAGCAGCAGCAGCUUCUGAACUCCAGCCCAGCCCUCAGUAUGGUGGGACACAGCAGGGACUUCAGCGACACCCUGGGACCCUAUUUCCCCCAGGGUUGCUUCUGCCCAGGUGCCUGUCCACACCUGCAGCAGCUGGCACCCAAUCCUUCCCACCAGGGUUACCUUGGAGACUAUGGCUCUGGAAAUGUCCAAAAGGAACUGAUGCUUCUUCCGUUGGACACCUGGGCACAGGCCAGCUGUCCUACCCAUGUCUGGAGAGAGCCAGAGACAGAAAUAAGCUGAGCUUGCAGGAUGAUCUGAGCUGGGAGUGGUUCCGAGGGGUGGAGCCUGGCGGGGAGCAGGGAGCCCUGACUCAUGGAGGCUACCCCUGGGAGCAGCAGUCCAGCUAGAACUCAAGGGCUGCACCCAGCACCGCCAAGGGCGCCAGGAACCUCGAAGACGCUUCACGCCCACCUCAUUUCACCCCACGCUCUGCUGGCUGGCAGGGGAGAAGGCAGUCGUUUCCUCUCUUAAGAGUAAUAAUUUUUUCCGAUUGCCCUCUGGUUAGGGUGCACUUAUAAACUAGAGUUAAUAUAUGGAUGUGUGUGCAUGCACAUGAGUGCCUGUGCUGCGUGCUGUGUGAGGCAGGGGUGUGCGUGUGCCCCUGGUGUGUGUGUCUGAGUGUGUGUGGAGCUCACCGAGCUGCGUGGCCUUGGGCUUGCUGCUUACCCACUCGCCUGCCGAGAAGUGUGGGGUGAGGACAAAGCUUGGCCUUGCCCCCGUGGUGCCCCAGAUGGAAACCUGUCCCUCCUGCCAGUUCCCAGCUCUCCCUGUGCUGUCCUGGGCCACCCUGCCCAGAGCCGAACCCUGUAGUUGCCCCAUUGCUCAGCGCAGGUUUCACGGUGUGUCAUUGGCGGCAUCUUCCUGGUGAUCAUCUUCGCACCCCAUCUCCCACCUUGUGAAAUAAAUACACAUUAGCACUU
This is a messenger RNA of Nycticebus coucang (slow loris), 3370 nucleotides long. RefSeq names its product polypeptide N-acetylgalactosaminyltransferase 17 (gene GALNT17). Bases 235 to 2031 code for a protein of 598 amino acids. Gene Ontology annotation, cellular component: Golgi apparatus. NCBI's taxonomy places the organism in Eukaryota, Metazoa, Chordata, Mammalia, Primates, Lorisidae. The record is from RefSeq and is a predicted model, not a curated record. The transcript has 11 exons.